Messenger RNA from Lathyrus oleraceus (garden pea), 1435 nucleotides. RefSeq names its product L-lactate dehydrogenase B. NCBI's taxonomy places the organism in Eukaryota, Viridiplantae, Streptophyta, Magnoliopsida, Fabales, Fabaceae. The coding region runs from base 208 to 1260 and encodes 350 amino acids. Gene Ontology annotation, cellular component: cytoplasm. The transcript has 2 exons. Gene Ontology annotation, molecular function: L-lactate dehydrogenase (NAD+) activity. The record is from RefSeq and is a predicted model, not a curated record. Gene Ontology annotation, biological process: pyruvate metabolic process; lactate metabolic process.
AAAAGGAAUUAUACCUGGUUAGUACCCAAAUUUCAAAAGCAAAACGCAAAACCCGGAGGAUUUUAUAUUUUCCAAACCAACAUCCUCCUUCCUUUUCCAACAAUCCUGAGUGCUAAAUCUCAUCUCACAAACCACAUUAAUACCCUCAACUCAUCUUCUCAACAUCAUUCUCCACUUCGUUCUUUAACCAUAAACACACAAAUCAUCAUGGACAACAGCAGUUCUGGUUCAUUAGGCCCAGGAGGCCUCGACCUAACCCAAAUCUUCUUCAAACCCAUCUCCAACGCAUCCCCUCCAUCUCUCACCAAAAGCCACAACAAGAUCUCCGUCAUCGGCGCCGGAAAUGUAGGAAUGGCCAUUGCUCAAACCAUCCUCACUCAAGACCUCACCGACGAGCUCGUUAUCGUGGAUAACAAACCCGACAAGCUCCGCGGCGAGAUGCUCGACCUUCAGCACGCUGCUGCUUUCCUCCCCCGCGUCAAGAUCAACUCCUCCGUUGAAUACUCCGUCACCGCCGGCUCUGAUCUGUGUAUCGUUACCGCCGGUGCACGACAGAUAGCGGAUGAGUCCAGGCUUAACCUUCUCCAGAGGAACCUUGCGCUUUUCCAGGGAAUUAUACCCGUUCUGGCUAGUUACUCGCCGGAAACGAUUCUCAUAAUCGUGUCUAACCCCGUUGACGUUCUCACCUAUAUCGCAUGGAAGCUUUCCGGGUUUCCAUCGAACAGGAUCAUCGGCUCGGGUACCAAUUUGGAUUCGUCUCGCUUUCGUUUCCUCCUUGCUGAUCACCUCCAGGUCAAUGCGCAGGAUGUUCAGGCAUGCAUAGUAGGGGAGCAUGGGGAUAGUUCAGUGGCAUUAUGGUCAAGUAUUAGCGUUGGGGGUGUUCCUGUUCUGAGUUUUUUGGAGAAACAACAAAUUGCUUAUGAGAAAGAAACGCUGGAGAAUAUACACAAGAAAGUGAUUGACAGUGCUUAUGAAGUCAUCAAUCUAAAAGGCUACACUUCAUGGGCUAUCGGGUACUCUGUGGCUAGUUUGGCUCGGUCGAUUAUUAGGGAUCAAAGAAAGAUCCACCCUGUGUCUGUUUUGGCUACGGGAUUUUAUGGCAUUGGUGAUGAUGUUGAAGUGUUUUUGAGCUUGCCGGCACAGCUUGGUAGAGGUGGAGUACUUGGUGUAACCAAUGUGCACAUGAAUCAAGAGGAGGAAGAGAGGUUUAGGGACUCUGCUAAAACCAUCUUAGAGGUUCAGACUCAGUUGGGUAUUUGAAUGGGUAAUUUGUUUAUACUUUCCAUAGUUAUCUUCCACUGCAAGUGUUUUUUUUGUUUACCACUUGCUUAUAUCCAAAAUGUUGGCAGUAUUCAGAUCUUGUCGUAUGAUGUCUAAUGUGUAAAUAUUUACACAUACCACUCAAAUUUCAAUAUAAUUUUUCUAUUAGUCUUUG